AUGAACGGCUGCGAGAAUGAGCUUUUGUCGACCAGCAGCAAUGGCGAAGGCGUCCAUGCGGUUAAUUUUACCUUGCCCACUGAAACUAAUAUAAAUGAUGACCCAUCCUUAGUGCACUUAACGAAAGCAGUAGAAGCUGGAUUUAGUCUAGCAGACACUAAAAUUAGAAAUAUUGAAGAGAAACUCAAUGUUAAAAUAAGUGAUGUUCUUGACGAUCUGAACGAACUAAAGGCCCGGUCUGAGCCUGUCUCCGAGCGAUUAGUCAAUGCAUUGCUUGAAGAGAAUACUAAACUUAAGAAAGAUAACGAUGUGCUAUCUGGGAGACUCAAUAAUUCGUUGCUUGUUGUAUCGGAUCUUAACACCCGUAUUAAGGACAUUGAAAACGAGAAAUGUAGUUUGAUUACAGCUAUUAGACUUAUUCAAUGCGCAGACAAAAGUCAUGUUGACUCAACGGUAACGGAGCAGUUGAAGUCUGAUGACACUAACGUAUUUAAUCAACAUGAUUUAUCUCAUAAUUUAAGUAUGAAUGAUGUCGAAGAGUCGAUUCGGGUAGUUGAUAAAAACCCAGAUUAUUUUCUGUCAAGUAAUAAAAUCCCGGAGUCACAAAGUUUGAAGCGCAAGUAUAAGUCGAAAAGCAAGAGAAAAGGUCUAAACCUUGAUAAGAAUUUGUCCGAAAAUGCAAAUUCCACAACUAGAUCGGAAGUCUUACAACAAAUUUCAGCAAACAAUAAUUCCACAGCAGAACCAGUCAUGCAACAAAUACCAUCAAAUGACAAUACAAUGACAGAACCAGUCAUGCAACAAAUUCCAUCAAAUGUCAAUUCAAUAACAGACCCCGUUGUUCAACAAAUUCCAUCAAAUACCAGUGGCACCAAUAACUUGCAUACUGUGCCAGAAACGCAUAACAAACAUGCAAAUUAUUCUGUGAAAAAUGUCACUGUUGUUGCCGGAGAUUCAAUUGUCCAGAACCUGCAAGGCUGGCGUCUUUCUAACCCUGACAACCAUGUUGUUGUCAAGAGCUUCUCUGGGGCAAAUAUAACAGACAUGGAAGACUAUUUGAAGCCCAUCCUUCGUAAGGAGCCGAAUAAAGUCAUUCUACACGUAGGAACUAACGAUUUAAAACAUCUAUCUGCUAAGAGAGUGGCUGAAGGGAUUGCAAAUCUCGCAACCCAAAUCGAAGAAGAUUCCCCAGCAACCAGCAUUGUGAUCUCUAGUAUAUUACCACGAUCAGAUAAAUCUGAACUAUCGGCAAAAGCAACAGAAGCUAACAAGCUUAUUAAAGCAAUAUGCUCUAAAAAUCAAUGGGCAUUUAUUGAUCAUAAAUCGGUUAAUUUGUCUUGUCUAAACACAAGGGGAUUGCACCUUAAUCGUAAAGGAACUUCUAUUGUAGCAAAGAACAUUUCUAAGUACAUUAAUUCCUGUUAGGAAAUUGCCGUAAGAGAGUCAGUUAAUUCUUUAUCCGCAUCUCGUAUUUCUAAUACCGAAGCCCCAUAUACUAGAUUAUUCAGCCAUGGUCUUGCAAUUGCUUGUCUAAAUAUAAAUAGUUUGUUAGCUCACAUUGAUGAUUUAAGAAUCUUUAUGGACAAUAGUAAAAUCGAUAUAUUAUGUAUAAAUGAAACUAAGUUAGAUUCGUCCAUCGGCAACCACAGGACGAAAAGCGUGUCAUUAAUCAGCUUUAGCAAAGAUACUAAAGCUAUUAAAUGUGUGUUUACACCUUUAAUAAGCUGACUAAAGGUGGUUAAAUAAAAAGUUACAUUUAAUCGCAUUUAUUCUGAAUAAAACACCUCUUUUGGAAACUGAUACACUUAAUUGCAUUUAGUGAGGAUAUUAAAGCGAGUUAAAACCAACAUUAAACCGCACAUACUUUAAUUACCUUUAAUGCGCAGUUUAAAUGUUGACUAAAGGCAGAAAUAACAUUUAAUCACGUUUAGUUUUAUCUUAAAUGAAGACAAAACCUGACACACGCUGUCGAUAAUUUAACAGAAUUAGUGCUAUGCUGAAUAUUACAGUAUAAACAUGAAAUGUUAUACGUUAUAUCACCUGAAUUUAGGCGCUUAUAUAGACUAAUAGACAGCGCAAUUCACUUGGACAGUUGAUUCUAUUGACAUAUUAAUAUAUAAAUAUACAAAUAUAAUUUUAUCGCCAAAGGCAAAAUACCUAAAACAGAAGCUGACUAUAUCAUUUUUUAGCUAUCCAGCUUCAGAUAGACAAUUUCUUUAUUUUGUAUAUGAACUACAUACAAUUUCUACAUGUACUUACACACAGCUAGUCGUUGUACACAAGGAUCUUUCGUAUUUCCACUUUCUCCAAUAAAAUAAUAGGUCAUAAUACACUGCCCUCGAUCGUAGCUGAGAUAUACGGCCUUGGUCUCGUUCUCAAUCUGACUCUUUAUUUUACUCGUGAGACGCCUUUGUUUGGCAUUUCCAAACUCUUUCUCGGCACAAACUUUCAUUACGUCUGUUGCGUUUAAGACGUCGUUCCUCGGUGUAAUUUGGUAUUGAGACGUCCCUAUUUUGUAGGUAGACAAUUGACAAUUCUGUUCAGCUUAUGGAGGCACUGGGAUUAUAGCUUCCAGAAGGUUGCGCAUUCCACUGGUAGCAAGUGCGCCACUCGCUGUGUGGGAAUGCUGGUUAAAAUGCGCCAUUUCAACCGGCUUUGCGCAAGGUAUACCACCAAAAGCUUUACAGAAUUGAAGGUUGUUGUAUUAAACUGUCGCUGCGAGGUUCUAUGUAGGUAUAAUUUGAAUGCUAUAUUCCCGCGCACGCUAUUUUAAACUUUUCCCGGUCGGGUAACUAAUCCCCAGUAGGCUGUGUAAUAAAACCUCGAUCUGACGGUGUAAACAUAAGCCGUUUACGAUUAUAGAAGAACUAUGGAUGGAAUCAAUUUGCGAAUUACUCAAUAAUAUGUUAACAAGCCAAAUUUUUACUUUGCUCGUUGCUUUUUGGACGAAGGCGGAUUUGAUUUGUACAUGGGUGACCUCCCUAGUGUACAGAAGAAAUCCGAUACUACGAAAGUUUCCUACUGUGGACAAUAGUUCGAAGUCCAAUUCCCGUUGCUUUUACAAUAAACGUCUGGCCUUUAUAGCUGUCACAGUCACAGUUCGAUACUUGCUAGCUGUAAUUUCGAUAUGACUGGACCAGUAUGUUUUGUUGUUGCAAAAUAUCGUAGAGGAAAACAAGCUCCUUAGAGAACAAAAUAAUAGCCAAUACAAGUACAGGGAGUGAGAAUGCGCUGAAGAAUUUCAACGAGAAGAUGGAUAUCAUUACUCGAUAUUCUGGGAGACGAGUCAGACACUCAGACAAACGGGAAAAAAUAUACAGAGAGUGCCCAAGGGCAAGGCUUGCAAUGUAAGUACAUGUAAAACGUUUAUUUAUACAGUGUAUAUUUCCGUUUACAAUUGUCAGACAAUGCAUCAUUGCUUCGUACAGUAUAUGGAUAUAAAAAAAAAACUUUGUCCAUUUGACCGUUAAUAAAAAAUACAGUUUAUUUGAAAUAUUGGCUCCAAAUUUGAUAUCAUUUUCAAAAUCAAUGACAUAUACAUAUAGCACUGUAUAGUCCAGUCAGUCCAGUAUUUUUUAGCUAAAUACAGCACAAUGGAUUCACCGAAUUAGUCUUUAAAUUAUAUUAUAUUUGAUAUGCAUGACUAUAAUUAUUACCUGCUUCUUAAAAUUGCCAUUAAUUUCAUACAUUCGAGUGCCUCAAUACGGUAAUGCCUUCGUAGCCUGUUCAUGCAUAUAUAUAUAUAUAUAUAUAUAUAUAGAGAGAGAGAGAGAGAAGCCAGACUGUCCUGCAGACAGUACGAGAUACGGGAUGAAUUUCUCUUGUGUUUAUAUGAGAAAAAUUCAUCCCGCUUGCCGGGACAAUUUUGUUAUUCUGUUUGAUAUAUUUUAUUGUUUUGACAGUAAGUUAAAAAUAGCUUGCGGCGGUAUAUUUGAACUUUCAUCCUGGAAAACGGCCUAUAGCCCGCUCGUGAAUGUUUAUAUGCAGAAAUUUCCAUCCCAGUAAGCGAGAUCUCGCCUCUUUCGAGCAAGAUCUCGGCAGUCUGGCAGCCCGCUUGUCUAUAUAAAUGCGCAGCAAUUUUUACUAUAAAAAUAACUACACAGUGUGAGCGAGAUCUUGCUUACCGGCCUAUCUUGCUUAGCCUUAUAUAUAGGCCUAAAACUUGCGAAUUUUGAAUAUUAACUAUGGCAAGAUAGAUAGAUCAUAAGCAGUAUAAUGUACAACUAUAGCAGCGUACUAGGAUUAUUUGCCAAAUCAAAAGCCCUAAACCCAACUCACUUUGCGUGCUUAGAGUUUAAUGUUUUCGAAGGAUAACCUUUUUUCAAUUAGCUGUUACCAUACGAUAUAAUGUUGCUAAUAUUAUCUGUGUUCAUUUUUAGAAACUGGCAAGAACAUUCAAAAAUCUUAAUAAAGUUAACUGGAGCCAGGAAAGAGUGUCAAAGGUGGCAGAUGGCCUCACGAUGGAGUACAUGUCAUCGGCGACAGAAGUGAGCUAG
Molecule: messenger RNA, 4496 nt
Organism: Paramuricea clavata
Lineage: Eukaryota; Metazoa; Cnidaria; Anthozoa; Malacalcyonacea; Plexauridae
Source: the annotation of a GenBank genome assembly